Venturia canescens is the source of this 1309-nucleotide messenger RNA. It is a transcript of the gene glob1, whose product is annotated as globin 1. Bases 412 to 906 code for a protein of 164 amino acids. Gene Ontology annotation, molecular function: heme binding; oxygen binding. The record is from RefSeq and is a predicted model, not a curated record. The transcript has 4 exons. Lineage: Eukaryota; Metazoa; Arthropoda; Insecta; Hymenoptera; Ichneumonidae.
GGAGCGAGACAGUGAGGACCGAGUUCGGUUUCGUCUCUUCGUCACAGUGACUUUUAUUCAUUUCCCUUCGACAAACAAUUUUUCACAAUAAAUUCAUAUUUUUAUUCUAUUGACAAAAGCGAUCGUUGUAUUUACCAUUGGAGCAUUACCUCUUAAUUACGCGCUGAAAAUAAUAAUAUUUUACAUGCUAUAUAGACAAGGUUCGAGGAAACAACUUUCGGCUUGAAAAUUCCAUCACCGGAAUCCUAAUUAUUAAAGGUCAUUUUCGAAAGCGAUCAAUUUUUCGCUUUUUUGUAUUCGGUCAACAGAGUUAUUGGCAAGUAUUUAUUCUCCAAAGAAUCUUCGAAAUCGAUCAUCCAACUGAUUAUUCUACCAAAAUAAUGAGAAACUUCAAUUUUCGUUCAGAUCAAUAUGGCAAGCAGUGGAAAUGACAAAGUUGAUCCUGUGACCGGAUUGAGCGAUCGUGAGAUCAAUAUAUUACAGACAACAUGGGCAUUAUUGACGAAGGAUCUCGUAGCUUCAGGUCUCGACAUUAUGUUGAGUUUGAUCGAUGCUUAUCCCGACUAUCAGUCUCUAUUCGUGUCAUUUAAAGACGUACCGCGCAGUGAAUUGCCACAGAACAAAAAGUUCCAAGCCCAUGGAGUGAACGUCGCUAAAGCUCUGAACACAAUGAUCCUAAAUUUGACCGAUGUUGAUCGUCUUGUACCACAUCUCGAAGGUCUUGGCUCGAGGCACGUAAUACGGGGUCUGACGAAAGAAACCAUCAGCAAUAUCACGGCAGUGAUGGUCGAUGUACUGCGUAGAAAUGUGGGCAAAGAUUUCACGAAGGAAGUCGAGGAUAUAUGGGUCAAAACGAUGAACAAGGCUUGGUCUAUUAUGUUCCCGGUUCCCGGCCAAGACUCUUAAUUUAAUAGGCUAUUUUAACUCCGUUUCUCAUUUCACCGAGUGGAAAGCGAAUAUUUUAUUGAAAAAUUUGAAGAAAAUUCAUUUUUUUUGGAAAAUUUUACGGCUCGCUAUACGAAACGAUGUUUUAUGAAAUCGAUUUCCACUGAUUAUGACGAACAAUGAAAAUUGUAAAAUUAAUAUUGUAUAAAUUUUGACGUUUUAUUUGAUUUUUUUUUUAAAUUAUUUGACUCACGGUAAGCAAUUACCAUAAAAAUAUGAAGAAUUUUUUAGAACUCAUUAAUAUUUUGAUAAGAAAAAUUAUUUAUGAAAACCUAAAGGUUUUAUUCGACGUGCAAAAGUAUUCAAACUUUCUGUAAAAAAUCAAUGUGAACUAUGAAUAAAAAAUCAAUAUUUCUUCGCGUUA